AUGCCUUUUAAGCAAAAUCCUUUAUCCGCCUUAGCUAUCGCUGCUGUUAUAGCUGCGGCGGCGGCGGCGGUUAUACUUCGUACUCUUACUUUCGAACCUUCGCCCUCUCUUCUAGACCUUCUUAUUAAGCGCUUGCUUAUGCCGACGACCGUUAAAGCUUUAAAGUACAUCAAGUGCAUUAAUAAUAAAAUCAUAUCGAAAUUUAAUAAAGAUUGCUAUAAUUGCGACACGAGCGUUAUACGCUAUCUCCGGUGUAUUAAAGGUAGCUAUAGCAAUUGCAUCGCUACUUUUGCCGCUGCUAAUACCGCUUUCGAUAACUUCCUCGCUUUAGAUGCUGCCCUUUCAAGAGGUGCUGCUAGUAGUCCGAGCGGUCUAGCGAGUAAAACCUUUGUUAGAUUGAAUAGUCUUAUAAUAACGAACCGUGGUCCGGUGACGCGGAAUGCUUCGAGCAUAUCACUCUUUCCCUUUGCGCUUGCGCUAGCCGCCCUUAUUGCUCCCGUCGCCCUCGCUGAUCCCGUCGCCCUCGCAGCUCCCGUCGCUCUCGUCGCAUUUAUUAUCGUCGCCUUUUUUACGCUAAUCGUUGCGCUUACCGCUCUCGCGGCGGCGCUCGCCGUUGUUAUAACUCUUGCGAAGCGCCGGGCUAAAGUAAAAAGAUUGCUAAGAGCUCUAAUCGAUCUUUUAUUAUAA
Molecule: messenger RNA, 687 nt
Organism: Drepanopeziza brunnea f. sp. 'multigermtubi' MB_m1
Lineage: Eukaryota; Fungi; Ascomycota; Leotiomycetes; Helotiales; Drepanopezizaceae
Source: RefSeq, a predicted model, not a curated record